UGGGAAGGACCCCACUUGUCAAAUGACUUGCGCUAGUGGCAAACAUUAGCUAAUUUUGGCUUAAUGCGAUCUUAACAGGGUUUCUAAACGUUAUUUUAUGAAGAUAAUUCAACUAAUCGUGUAAUUGAAGUACACGUUUGUGUACAUGUGUAUUUUGGCGAAUGCCAAGCGAGCGUUAGCUAGCUAUCGUCAUCACAGCGUCAAUGAAAUGUUGCUGACCAACUUUGGGGUGUUGUGAAGAGUGGGAAGACCAUAACAAGAAAAUACACUUUUUAUGAAACUUUUCGAAGAGCACUGUGACUGGGUAAUAUUUGGGAAUGGCAGAUGAAGCCCUCUUCCAGUUUCUUCACAAUGAAGUUAUUCAGUAUGUCUACAAAUCAGCAGAGACCGGGGAGAUGGAAAACGGGCGAUGCAUCACCAAACUGGAAAGCAUGGGAUUUAGAGUCGGACAAGGGCUCAUAGAAAGAUUUACAAAAGAUACCGCACGCUUCAAAGAUGAACUUGACAUUAUGAAAUUCAUCUGUAAGGACUUUUGGACCUGUGUCUUUAAAAAGCAAAUCGACAACUUGAGGACAAACCACCAGGGCAUUUAUGUGCUCCAAGAUAAUAAAUUCCGCCUGCUUACACAGCUGUCUGCAGGUAAACAGUAUUUGGAUUAUGCUCCAAAGUAUUUAGCGUUCACCUGUGGCCUGGUGAGAGGAGGACUCUCCAACAUUGGAGUGAAAAGCAUCGUGACAGCAGAAGUGUCUGUCAUGCCUGCAUGUAAAUUCCAAGUCAUGAUUCAGAAGUGAAGUGGACAAAUCAUCUAUUAAUACUUUCCUUGAUGCCUUUUCUUUUUAUUAUUUUUUCUUUUUCUUAAGAAAACUUACCCUAGCAUGUAAAUUACGUUUAUCUACUAUGUGUCUUUCUUUCAGAUGUUUUAUCGUUGCUUUAAUCAGAAUAUUCUAUCAAAAUCAUAAGAUACUGUUAACUGGCAGCCAUAACUAUAUUUGCACUGCAUUAUUUGCUGAAGUUUGCCUGUGAUUGCCCCCUGAUGGGGAUUGCAACAUUUUAAUGUUUAGUGUUUAAGUAUUGUGAUAUUAAAACACAUCAUGUAAAGAUG
Molecule: messenger RNA, 1102 nt
Organism: Engraulis encrasicolus (European anchovy)
Lineage: Eukaryota; Metazoa; Chordata; Actinopteri; Clupeiformes; Engraulidae
Gene: trappc6b
Product: trafficking protein particle complex subunit 6B
Exons: 6
Coding region: 318-791 (157 amino acids)
Biological process (GO): endoplasmic reticulum to Golgi vesicle-mediated transport; regulation of GTPase activity
Cellular component (GO): TRAPP complex; trans-Golgi network; cis-Golgi network
Source: RefSeq, a predicted model, not a curated record